Molecule: messenger RNA, 2583 nt
Organism: Sphaeroforma arctica JP610
Lineage: Eukaryota; Ichthyosporea; Ichthyophonida
Exons: 17
Coding region: 1-2583 (860 amino acids)
Biological process (GO): DNA replication; DNA replication initiation
Cellular component (GO): replication fork protection complex; nucleus
Molecular function (GO): single-stranded DNA binding; DNA replication origin binding
Source: RefSeq, a predicted model, not a curated record
AUGUGUUAUGACGACGGUAUUGACGACGAUGACAUGGCUCAACUGCUCGAUGAUCUCAGUCACAACAGUGAAUUGACUUCUAGUAAAGGGGCCGAAGAUAAGCAAACCUCUGGAAAUAAUGUUGACCAGAGCCCUUCUAGUGCACUAGAAAAGGUUGAUUCCCCUACGGCGUCUAUCGAUGAUUUGGAUGACAAAGACGCUCAGUCUGAUAUUGAUAUGGACGAAUUGGCUUUGUUGGAAGGAUUAGGCGAUACUGACUUGAAUGGUAGCACUAGUAUCCAUAGCAACGAUGAGGGGUUGAAUGGUGUUGACGAUGCGGAACGGGGCUCGGUGAUUGCGUCCGAGGAAAUACCAAAUGUCGCGGUUCAUGGUAAUGAAACAGCGUCUGAAAGUUUAAAAGUUGAUGAUCUUGCCGCGCUUGCUAAAGUAGAAUCGAGCAAAUGUAGGCCCAGAAGCAAGCAACAGGGCUUACUCGAUACCAAAGAGAGUGAGGGCGUGGAUGAUAUGCCAGAGAUUGAAGAUAAGAAGCCCGAGCAUAUUUUUAAGGAAGACUUUGAGCGCAUACGUGUGAAUCAUGAGAGAAAGGUGAAGAAAUGUGAGGCAGAGAUACGGUUGGUCAAAGAUAAGCUGGCUGGAUACCAUGCGGACUUCAUUGAACAGUGCAAGAACUAUGGACAACCACUGCUGCGAGAGGGUGUGUCCGAGGCAGAUAAGGCUGCCCCUGUGGAAAAGCCGAUAGUCAGAUAUACGGCUCCAACCAGCAACAACUUGUCUUUCAGUAAGAGUUCCCGUCGCAGCGCGAUGACUCGCGAUGAAGAGGAACGCGCAGCAAAAGAAAGGGCCGAAUUACAGGCCGAGACCCGGAACAAAAGAGUCGAGACCGAGCUGUAUACAGGCUUGAGUAUCACCCAGCGUCGGAUCUCCGUAGAAUGGCUCCAGAAGAACCUGAACAACAGGCAGGUCAAGCGCAUCACCGGUCUAAGCAGAUACUUCGCAGGCACUCGGCACGCCACGGAGGACUUUGUUGUAAUGGGCGUGCUCGAACAGAUGCGCACCACUAAAGAUGGUAAUAAAGAGUUCUGGAGCUUAACGGACCUUAAGGGAGAGAGCCAAAGCUUCCUGCUCAAGAUAGAGGUGGCCAAGGAGUUAAAGGCAGAUGAGUUCAAAAGAGGGAGUUUAGUUGCCAUUCUGAAUCCAGCUGUCAUGAAAAAAAGCGGAGAUUUCAAGUCGCAACUGGUGGUUGUCAAUGAGAAAGAUCAGAUAAUCAACAUGGGGGACUGCCCGGAUUUUGCGAUUUGCAAAUCUAAGAAGAAGGACGGAAAAAAAUGUACCAUGGCGGUCAACAUAUCGAGGAGUGCCUACUGUAAAUCUCAUCUAACGACAGGGCUCAAGGAGAAUUCGGCAAAACGAGCCCUUACAAAUGCACAGCAAACAAAUACACGUCUAGUCAACGUGAAUACGGUAACCAAGACGAUGAAAUCCCUGACGAACGGAGUGCCUCAACAAUCUGGGGCAGAAAAGCUCUCUGCCGUCGUGCAAGCAUCGGAGAAUGCAUCACUGAGCUACAUCAAACCUAGGCAAACUACAUCUGUGUCUGCUUCCAAAGGAAUUGAUUUGAAUUCCUCCGCUGUCAAUAAGCUACGAGGAGCGUCACAGUUCCAAAAAGUCGGUGUAGUCAGAAACACACCCACAUAUGAUCCAAGUCGUGAUAGAGGUGAUAAGAGGGCAGAAACAGCAAGCAAGAAGCUUCAAAAAGGCGGAUUUAUGCAAUGCCCGGUGUCGGAGAAGAGUGGCCGUGAUUUCCUGAUCGAAGCGGAGCGUAAAAAGGCAGGCUAUUGUGCUCACUAUUUACUGGCCCAGAAUAUACGAACCAUGCUGGCGAAGAGAACCGCUCUGAUUAAGUCUAAGAUUAAAGCCUUUGAUCCCAACCAAUGCCCGCCUGUGGACGAGGAUGUACUUGCGGCGAAUCUGAGGAGAAUGGAUGAGAAGGAGGCCGAAGCCAAAAGCUUGAAUAAGCGGAAGAAGGACAGUGCUGAUGAAGCCAAACCACGUAAGAAAAUAUUAAGGAGGGGUUUAGAGGGCGAGUCGAAGCCUGCCGAAAAACCCAAAUUUGGUCAACUGGCACGCGGCAAAUUAGAUGAACUCAUCAAAAAGGAGGCGAUCAAUCAAAAGCUUCAUGAACUGGAGGAGAAAGAGUUAGAAAAUGAAAGAGACGAGAUUCUGAUCAGAAAGGAGCAGAUUUACGAUGUGAUGGCAUCAACCAAGGAAAACACUCGAACCUGUCAGUACUGCGAGGAUUGCGACAUAUACUUCUAUACCAAAGAAGCCCUGUGUCUCCAAAAGGGCCACACAUUCAAAGUGAAGAAAGACUGUGUGGUCCGAUACUUCAAGUGUAAUGGAUGUAAGAAGAAGAUCCAGACUAUCAACAGAAAAAUCCCGGAUCGUUGCAAAUGUACAAGCUUGACUAGGAUGGGCAUGAUAGAUGAAAAGAAAGUGAAGCCGGGAGAAGAAUUCCUGGCUAGAGGAGAAGAACAUGGCAUCGUGCUCGGAAGCAAACCAGUGCCCGCCGGUGUAAAUACGUAA